This is a messenger RNA of Triticum dicoccoides, 596 nucleotides long. RefSeq lists its product as uncharacterized. The coding region runs from base 1 to 474 and encodes 157 amino acids. The transcript has 3 exons. The record is from RefSeq and is a predicted model, not a curated record. NCBI's taxonomy places the organism in Eukaryota, Viridiplantae, Streptophyta, Magnoliopsida, Poales, Poaceae.
AUGAAGAUGAUCAAAGGUCCUUGUGUUCGCCGGGGAAGGAUGGCAGGCCCGGUCCAGAGCAUCACCCGGGCGGAGAUCGACCGUUUCUGGAGGAGAAAGAAGCUGGAGGAAGAGGAACGCCGGCUCGAUGACGAGAAGGAGGCUGCAAGGAUCAAACUCAAGACUCUCAAGGCAAAGCAGCAAGAAGAUUACAUGCUUUUUGUACAAAGGAUAGACGGGAUUAUAGACGAGAAAGCAGAGACAAGCGAGAUGAUGGAGGAGGGAGAGAUCGCCAGGAACAUUGAGAUACAAAUUGGCAUCAAGCAUUGGUGGAGGAAGAGCAGCUGCGCAUAUCUAAAUGAACCAGCAGUAGCAUCCGUUGAUGAUAACAGCAGUUGGAAGGCGAACACCGGAUAUAUUCCGCAGAAGAUACAAUUUAGGUGCUCCCAGCCAGCACUUUACCAGAUGAACGUGGCUGCUUUUGGGAUCUUCUAAAUGCUGAUGCCAAGGAUAAAAUGUGAGCCAUUAGGAUGCGUUUUCCUUAUGCGUCUCAAUAUGAAUUUGAGUCAGAUAAUAAGUUUAAUGGAAAGGGUACUUUUGAGUAACAAAGAGCAGCC